Paramecium primaurelia is the source of this 1053-nucleotide messenger RNA. The record is from the annotation of a GenBank genome assembly. Lineage: Eukaryota; Ciliophora; Oligohymenophorea; Peniculida; Parameciidae.
AUGAUGAAAAUGGAUAUAAAGUAAUUCUCUAUGCUUCGAUUGAUUGGCAAAGGAGCUUAUGGAUAAGUAUUUUUGGCUAAAAAGAAAGAUACUAACAAAGUUUAUGCUAUCAAAACAUUAAAGAAAAAAGAAAUUGAUAAAAAGAAAUAAGCUGUAUUUAUUUAUAUUAUAUAAUUAGUAACAUGUAAUGAUGGAAAAAACUAUUCUUAAUUAAGCAAAACAUUAGUUUAUUGUUUCCCUUUCAUAUACUUUUCAAUCUGAUAAACAUUUUUACUUUGUUUUAGAAUACUGUGCAGGUGGGGAUUUAUUUAGUUUAUUGAGAGUAAAAAGAAAGUUAAAAGAAGAAUAAAUACAAUUUUAUGCAAUUCUAAUAAUUCAUGCAUUAUAAUUUCUACAUACUUAAAAAAUUAUCUAUAGAGAGUAAAUAUAAAAAUAUAUAAAUAGUUUAAAACCUGAAAAUGUACUUAUAGAUGAGAAAGGUUAUAUAAAAUUAACUGAUUUUGGGCUUUCUAAAAUAUUACUUUAAGAAAAGGCUGAUUCAAUUGUUGGAACUCCUGAAUAUUUGGCUCCUGAAAUUCUUAGUCAAAAUGGAGAUGGAUAUGAUUAUAAGGUAGAUUGUUGGUCCUUGGGAUGUUUAUUAUAUGAAAUGAUUGCUGAAUAACCUCCUUUCAUGUCAGAAUAAAGAGAUCAAUUAAUUAAGUUAAUUAAAACAACACAACCAUAAUUUAAUUUCCCGAUAUCUAAUGAACUUAAAGAUUUAAUAGUUAGUUUAUUGUAAAAGGAUCCAAAAUAAAGACCCUCUUUAAUUGAAGUUAAAGAAUUUCCAUUCUUUAAAAAUGUUGAAGAUUGGCAAUCUUAUUUAUAUUAUAAGGUUCUUCCUCCCUUCCUACCUGUUAUUCAUGGACCUGAGGAUGUAAGCAAUUUUGAUCCUGUAAAUCAAUCUAUCAUAAUAUUUAGGAAUUUACUUAAUAAGAACAAUUCGGAUCUCCAAGUGAUGGAUCAAAUUCAGAUAAUAAGUUUCCUGGCUUUUCUGGUAAUAAUUCUUAAUAAUGA